AUGAUGACUCAUUUCUUUCUUUCAUCGAACCCUUAUUACAAUACUUGUCUGUCUGCCUGCAACUUCUCCUCUUCUAUCUGUCAAGUUAAAUUAUAUCAAAUGAUCGUACCUCGUCUUCGGAGUGAAGCCCGUGGCGGAACAUCAUCUGGUACAUCGACUCGUUAUAGUAGCGGUGUCUACGGAAAUAAAUAUUCUUAUACAUCACAAGCUGUAAGAAAAUGGGAAAAGCGUUGGGUUAUUAUUCAUGAAACAUCUAUGCGUGUGCAUAAGUGGAUGCCUGCACCAGCAUCAGCUCCUACGCUUGCUUCACAAAUUGUUGCUGACAAAACAGCUGCACUUGCUAAUAAUGAUACCAAUACGGAACAAUCUCAAGAAGAAUCUCAAGUUACCCAACAUCAACAACAACCACCACCAUCACAAACACAGCAGCAAGAAGAAUCAACACCGAGUACGACACAAGAUACUCAAAUGGUUGUUGAUGAAGAGAGUACUAGUCAAUCAAGUCAAGCUUAG
Messenger RNA from Adineta ricciae, 513 nucleotides. The record is from the annotation of a GenBank genome assembly. NCBI's taxonomy places the organism in Eukaryota, Metazoa, Rotifera, Eurotatoria, Adinetida, Adinetidae.